AUGGUUAGAAUUAGAGGUGAUGGUGCUUCUGUAGGUGGUCACGCACCACACGUUUCAUUGACUGCAUCCUGCCGUAGAGCGCAUGUAGUUGCUCUUGCUAAGAAGUCACCACUGCAACAGAUGUAUUCAAGAUUAGUGAAAAAGGCAAGGAGUAAGAGACGUUUCACCCGUAAAGGUCUCCACUCCACCUCAACCAUAAAAACACUUCCAAGAGAUUUGUUGGUAGAGAUAGUUGCACUCGUGGCCGCGCACUCCUUUAUCGACUUUCAUGCCAUCAAAAUGUGUUGCAAAGAUUUUCUUGACGCUACUGAAGAUAACUACAUUUGGCGAAAUGCUUCUUUGGACAAAUUUCCUUUAAUUCAAUGGCUUCCUAAUGACAAAGUAUCAUCAUUCUUGAACCGUUGUAGGGAAUGUGGAAACAUGGAAAGCUUGUACAGAGAAGGGCUGCAAAAAUACUUUUGUUGUCCAAAUGAAAAGAUUGAUGGUCUUGAAAUCUUGAAUGUAGCUGCUCAAAAAGGUCACAAGGAAGCAAAAUACGUAUGUGGUAUGAUUUCAUUAUGCUCUGAAGAUGAUGAGUUGAGAAAACAAGGACUCGAGUAUAUGCGUUUUUUGAGGAAGUCACAAUGUGUCGUAGGCUCUAGAAACAAAGUGAAACAACUAUUGAAAUUUAUAUGGAAAGACAAUGGAAUGUUUGAGCGUCGUCUGAGCCCUUUAUGUAACUCCAAGAGCACAUGCAAAGGAUGGCAAAUGAAGAGGGAUAGAUGGGUAUUACUAGAUGAUGAUAAUGAUAAUAAUGACAAUAUUAGCUUGUGUGAGAAUUGUAGAUGGGACCAUGAGUUGGAGAUUUUUUAUCAAUUGCUCAAUGUUAAUUAG
Messenger RNA from Lotus japonicus, 873 nucleotides. RefSeq lists its product as uncharacterized. Lineage: Eukaryota; Viridiplantae; Streptophyta; Magnoliopsida; Fabales; Fabaceae. The transcript has a single exon. Gene Ontology annotation, molecular function: protein binding. The record is from RefSeq and is a predicted model, not a curated record. The coding region runs from base 1 to 873 and encodes 290 amino acids.